This is a messenger RNA of Pestalotiopsis fici W106-1, 414 nucleotides long. RefSeq lists its product as uncharacterized. The record is from RefSeq and is a predicted model, not a curated record. The transcript has a single exon. The coding region runs from base 1 to 414 and encodes 137 amino acids. Lineage: Eukaryota; Fungi; Ascomycota; Sordariomycetes; Amphisphaeriales; Sporocadaceae.
AUGCCGCCUUCUCGUCCGCAGCCUAGCCAACCCGUCACCCUGGCCCAGGCCUCGACCCUCCAGACGUCGGGCGGCCAGACCGAGGGCAUGGAGCGCAGCAACGCCAUUACGAACCUCUGCGACGGCAUCUGCGCGUCUCGCAUGAUUGCCGAGCCGCACACGUCGUCGGCGGUGCACCACCACGGCGAACAAGACACGGUCAUUUUUUGCGCGAGCGGGCGCGGGGCCAUCACUUCCGAAGGCGGGAGCAAGCGGACCCAGCUGGAGCCCGGCGAUUUCUGUCUCAUUCCGGCGUGGAUGGAGCAUCAGGAGGUCAAUGAUGGGGACGAGAAGCUUGUGCUCUGUGUUGUGAGGAGUGGAAGGACGCCUGCAGUGGUGAAUCUGACGGGAUGGGGUGGGGAGGACGUCAAAUGA